Messenger RNA from Seriola aureovittata, 1284 nucleotides. It is a transcript of the gene cd63, whose product is annotated as CD63 molecule. The coding region runs from base 172 to 894 and encodes 240 amino acids. Gene Ontology annotation, cellular component: membrane. Lineage: Eukaryota; Metazoa; Chordata; Actinopteri; Carangiformes; Carangidae. The record is from RefSeq and is a predicted model, not a curated record. The transcript has 8 exons.
UUUUGGUCAAUAUACUGGGAAGUUGCGGAGGAGGUUGGGAACUGAGAAGCUGAGGGUGGGAGGGACUAGAAGCGGUACAAGUCUGUCGAAAUUUUCACUUCACAGUUGUUUUCGCCCCUCUUCGCAGGACUUUAGAGACUUCCUCAUAAAGGAAAUUGAUUCUCAUCAGCCAUGGGUGUAGAGGGGGGAAUGAAAUGUGUGAAGUUCCUGCUUUUCUUUUUCAACUUCAUUUUCUGGUUAUGCGGUCUAGCACUGAUCGUGGUGGGAGUCCUGGUUCAGGUGGCUCUGCACAAAACCUUUAUGAUCCGUGAUGCAACAGCCUCAGGAGCUCCCAUCGUCCUCAUUGGAAUCGGUGUGGUGAUCUUCUUCAUCGCCUUCUUCGGCUGCUGUGGAGCCUGGAAAGAGAACUACUGCAUGGUCACAACGUUUGCCAUCCUCCUCUCGUUGAUCAUCAUUGUUGAGAUUGCAGCUGCGAUUGCUGGAUACGUCUUCAGAAACAAACUCUCAACUGUCGUCCAGGAUAGCCUCACUGACAUGAUUUCCAAUUACAACAACAGCACAGAUGAAUUCAAAGACAGUGUGGAUAAACUGCAGAGGGAUUUGAAAUGCUGUGGUGUGAACAGUUCUUCUGACUGGAGAAACUUCAGACCCGACAGAACCUCAGUGCCUGACUCAUGCUGCGUGAAUGUCACUGCAAACUGUGGAAUCGGAACCAUGACAGACGCUGCCAAAGUGCACCAGGAGGGUUGUCAUGAUGCUCUGGAGGCUGUCCUGAAGAAAAACAUCCAGUGGGUGAUAGUUGCAGCUCUUGUUAUUGCUUUCCUGCAGAUAAUGGGCAUUGUGUUCGCCUGCAUGUUAAUGAGAGGCAUCCGCAGUGGCUACGAAGUCAUGUGAUUCAGCUUCACACCUGUGUAGGAGCUGGCUGGUGAGGUCACGCUUAUUGGGAGCUUCAUUUGGAGACUUAAAAUAUGUUCAUCUUAUAAUUCAGAUAUAAUGCACAGAACAAUAUAUUUUCCCUUGUAUUGAUUUUGAAUGAUGUUUUCAUAGGUUAGCAAUAUCUCUGCUUCUAUACUGUGCAUGUGUAGGAAUCCAAACUGUUAGAAAAGGCUCAUGCCCACUUUACUGGCAGGGUAUGUUCUUGUUGGUUGCGAGGGAUUCUAACAUAUUUUACUUUGCUUAUUCUGGUAGAAACAUUUUGGAUCUGUUUUGGCAAUGAAGUUUUUAUUUCUAGCUGGUUUCAGGCUGGCUGUUGGUUUCUAUUUUUAUUAAAGACUCUUAAAAUUA